Molecule: messenger RNA, 552 nt
Organism: Calliphora vicina (urban bluebottle blowfly)
Lineage: Eukaryota; Metazoa; Arthropoda; Insecta; Diptera; Calliphoridae
Exons: 1
Coding region: 1-552 (183 amino acids)
Source: RefSeq, a predicted model, not a curated record
AUGGCGGGACAUUUUGUUAGACUUAUAAUCCUUAUGGCCAUGGGCUUAGGUGCUAUGUAUAUGCUGCAUUUAUUGGCUCAAGAUUGGAACAAAAUAAGACGUCCUAUACCGCAAGCUGUUACAAGAUUUCUAACGGGUGCCAGUGCAAAUCUAGAUAGUUUUAUAACACGCGGCAAACGUGAUCUAAGCCAUAAAAAUCAUCCAAAUCGCCGCAAAUCUCUACAAGGAAAUGAAAUCAAAAGAAAUAACAGCACAGCUGUAACUAUCGAUUGGAAACGUAUACUAGCUCGUGAUCCCUUUGAGUGUCUGCAAUCAUUGGUUUGUCAACUUUUGUCGGGUGCCGAAAAGAAUUCUCAUGAGGCUUUGCUGAUGUGUGAUUUUCUGGAAGAAAAUAUUAGCGUAGCUCCCGCUAAAAUCGGUCGAGCAUUUAGUCGUGGUUUGGCUUAUCGUGGUCGUACCGAACGCUGUUAUGAGGAAUAUCCAUUUUGUUGGUAUUCAGCUAAAACUAUGCUAAAAAUGUUAAGGUGGUUUUCCGAUACGGUGCGAAAUUAG